Molecule: messenger RNA, 1482 nt
Organism: Kazachstania africana CBS 2517
Lineage: Eukaryota; Fungi; Ascomycota; Saccharomycetes; Saccharomycetales; Saccharomycetaceae
Gene: MET7
Product: tetrahydrofolate synthase
Exons: 1
Coding region: 1-1482 (493 amino acids)
Biological process (GO): tetrahydrofolylpolyglutamate biosynthetic process
Cellular component (GO): mitochondrion; cytosol; cytoplasm
Molecular function (GO): ATP binding; tetrahydrofolylpolyglutamate synthase activity
Source: RefSeq, a predicted model, not a curated record
AUGAAAGCCAGCAUACCAUUGAAAAUGGUCGAGAAAACAUACAAUGAUGCAAUUAAUGCUCUAAAUUCAUUACAGAGUAACUAUGCCAACAUUAUGGCUAUUAGAGAGUCCGGUAUUCGAAAAAACGAUAUGGCCAUUUUAGAAAUGAAGGAGUGGAGCAGAAGAAUUGGAUAUUCCAUUUCUGAUUUGAACAAACUGAACAUGGUACAUAUAACAGGAACGAAGGGUAAAGGUUCUACCGCAGCUUUUGCGUCAUCAAUUUUGAAUCAAUACAAACGGCAAUUACCGAAAAUUGGACUAUAUACUUCUCCUCACUUAAGAAAUGUAAGAGAAAGAAUCAGAAUUAAUGGAGAACCAAUUUCUGAGGAUAAAUUCACAGCGUAUUUUUUCGAUGUCUGGAACAGAUUGGAUAAUUCCAGUUCCAACUUGGACCAAUUUCCGCACAUGACACCAGGUAGUAAGCCUGGUUAUUUCAAAUUUUUAACACUGCUUUCCUUUCAUACAUUUUUACAAGAAGCGUGCAAUGCUUGUGUAUAUGAGGUCGGAAUAGGUGGGGAAUAUGACAGCACUAACAUAGUAGAGAAACCAUUGACUUGUGGUGUGUCACUGUUAGGUAUUGACCAUACCUAUAUGCUUGGAAAUACUAUUGAGGAAAUUGCAUGGAAUAAAGCGGGAAUAUUUAAGCAUGAUGUAAGCGCUUUUACUGUAUCAAAUCAACCCAAGGAGGGCCAUAAAGUUCUGGUUGAGCGAGCUAGGGAAAAAAAUACUACACUAAUUGACGUUCCUGUCUUCAACCAGCUCAAAGUAAUAAAUCUAGGUAUAGCUGGCAAAUUCCAGACGCAAAAUGCCUCAUUAGCUGUGGCACUCGCAUCUGAUGCGUUGCAUAAGCUAAGAGUUAAAAAACCUAUGAUUGCUGCCGACAAGGUGGAUAGUGUUAUUCCUACUGAAUUUCUAGAAGGAUUAGCCAGCACUAGGUGGGAAGGUAGAUGUCAAACUAUAAUUAGAGGUAAAAACCACUGGUACAUAGAUGGCGCACACACAAAGGACAGCAUUGAGGCAGCAAGUGGUUGGUUUAAAGACGUAACAUCUUCUUCCGAUAGAAGGAAAAUAAUACUGUUCAAUCAGCAGACGAGGGAUGCCAACUCAUUAGUUCAGCAUCUAUUAUCUGUGUUAACACCAUCUAUUAAGUUCACCAACGCCAUAUUUACUACAAAUGUGACAUGGAAGUCGGGCACAUAUAGUAGUGAUUUGGUUUCUAUGAACACUUCCAAGGAAGAUGUUGAUAACCUGAAGAUCCAAGAAGCGUUGGCAAUGUUUUGGGUAGGGCUAGAUCCUGAGUCGUCGACGCAUGUGGUCCAAAACAUCGAAACAGCUGUAGACCUAAUAGACAAUUUAACUUCAGAGCCACUGGACAUUUUUGUCACAGGUUCAUUGCAUUUAGUAGGCGGAUUACUGGUCAUUUUUGAUAAAAUUUGUAAAUAA